GACAGAAUCCAUUACCUCAAUUCCCAUCAACGUCAACUAUCAACCCUUGCGUCGCAAGAUUCCCAUACUCAUACGAGGCUUCAUUUCAAGAAAUUGUAACCUUCACAAAACUUCAAAAUGGAAGGGUAUGGUUCACUAAAGCUUCUCAGAAGCUCUUCGAACUAACAGUUUAUCAGACUCACAGCCUCAGAGCAAAGAGAAUUCCAAGCUCGUAUGGAGCGCAAGCAAAUGAAGGAGUUUAUGGGCGUAAGUCAAUUUUCAUAUGCAGCAUCACAAUGUUUGUCACUAGUUUAUGCCCAUGGGGGCAAGCGCAGAAGGGCAUCAAGUAAUGCAUCUGGAGGACUUAUCGAAUGCGACGACAUAAUCUCCAAGAUUGCAAUUGGUGUCAAUCCCAUGACUUUGAUUCCAAGCACUGCAUACAAGUACAACAUACAAAGAAGACGCAAUCGCUAAAUUCUGCUGCAGAUGUUCUCCGGGCUGGUCAACCACUGCUUCGAUUCCUGCGUCGAUGACUUCACCACCAAAUCCCUCGUCCAACGCGAAACCGGUUGCGUAACCCGCUGCGUCAAGAAAUUCAUGGCAGGUAGCGAGAGAAUUGGCCAACGAUUCCAGGAACAACAAGCACAGAUGAUGAACCAACCACCUCCAGGGCGAUAAAUUUGGGAUAUUUCAAAAAGUCGAAAUAGCAAAACACGAAGAAAAAAAACGUACUGGAUGAUGCGCCAGGAAGAGGCGCUGUACGAUACGAAAUGAGACGAUUAGAGGAUGGUUGUACGGUAUCCCGAUUCCAAAGCGGAUAAUAUGUUAAAGUUGGGGGUUGGGAUGCUAUUCAUGGCUUGUAUAUCGGUACUUGGGAUACACCGAUGAGGACAGACCGGAAAUUCUACUCCCCAAAAACUAAAAGAUAAUGUCGCAUUACUGGAACAUCUUCCAUCCAAACCUACAUUCUCCCCACCGCUGCCUGAUAGUGAUAUGAUUCAACUAUCUGAGUUCAUACUAAAAAAAA
Hymenoscyphus albidus is the source of this 1006-nucleotide messenger RNA. NCBI's taxonomy places the organism in Eukaryota, Fungi, Ascomycota, Leotiomycetes, Helotiales, Helotiaceae. The record is from the annotation of a GenBank genome assembly.